AUGCUUUCCCCCGCGUCAGCAGUAGUUGCAGCCGUGGUGGUAUUGGUCUCCUUCGUCAUUUUCACGCCUUCCUUACCCGGCUAUGCCGUGCGAGCAGUCCUUCAGGGGCUAGGAUACCUCAACCAGAAAAAGUCAGAAGCUAGAAGGGCGCUGAUACGAGCUCGUGUGCGUGUCGAGGAGGAAGAUUACAGAUCGCGGAAGGCCAGACCAACAGCUGGCCAGAAGGUAGAAGAGGAAGAUUGGGAGACGGUUGACAAAGAUGGAGGAGAUGGCGGAGGGAGCUCACCAGUGUCCAGUGGUAAUGGAAGAAAUUGCAGUGACUGGGCCGGUAUAGUGGGGUUCUUUCACCCGUUCUGCAACGCUGGAGGAGGUGGUGAAAGAGUACUUUGGGCAGCUGUAGAUGCUGUUCAAAAAAGAUGGCCGAAGGCAAUUUGUGUUGUAUACACAGGCGAUCACGACGUGGAUAAAGCUACAAUGUUGAGAAACAUAGAGAGACGGUUCAAUAUUCAGCUACAUCCACCUACGGUCGUGUUCCUAUACCUAUCUAUGCGAAGAUACGUUUUAAGUAGCACAUGGCCUCAUUUCACCCUCCUUGGACAAUCGAUAGGCUCGCUGAUCCUCGCACACGAUGCGUUUACUCUUAUCGUUCCCGAUAUAUUCAUUGAUACAAUGGGCUAUGCUUUUGCCUCGGCGCUAUGUCAUUAUCUUUUCCCCAAAGUUCCCACAGGGUCGUACGUGCAUUACCCUACUAUAUCAACUGACAUGUUAGAAUCCCUAGAUGACGCAUCAGGCUCCAAAGGUCUGAAUUCAGGCACGGGGAAAGGGUGGAAAGGAAUUCUCAAAAAACGGUACUGGCACGCGUUUGCGCGACUAUACGGUUGGGUAGGAUCGACAAUUGACGUUGUUAUGUGCAAUUCAACCUGGACAUCUGAACACAUCCAACAACUUUGGCUACCGUCAAGGCAAAAACGUGGAAAUCAAUACCAACCUGCCAGCGUAGUUUUUCCUCCUGUUGCAGUAUCCGAACUAGAGUCAAUAAAAAUUGACCUCAGAAGCGAGCGAGAAGUCAGACAGCCUAUCAUUCUUUACAUAGCUCAGUUUCGCCCUGAGAAGAAUCAUUCUCUCAUCCUACAUGCGUUUGCGCGGUUCUUAAAGGAAUACAAUGCAACAGCUCAGAGAAGAAGGGCCAAGGACCCCAAAGCUAGCUGUGACGGUGACGGUCCCUCCGAAUCGCCUCAGCUCAUCCUUAUCGGCUCAGUCCGCCACCAGACAUCGGAUGAAACCCAUAUAUACAAUCUACGCCUCUUAGCUCACGAAUUACGAAUCCGUGACAACACUACUUUCCUCUGUGACGCCAAUUGGCCGACUGUCAUAGAAAACCUUAGAAAGGCAUCCAUUGGCGUCAAUGCUAUGUGGAACGAGCACUUUGGUAUUGGGGUGGUAGAGUACCAGGCUGCUGGCCUAAUCAGCGUUGUGCAUGACUCCGGAGGGCCAAAGCGAGAUAUUGUUGUAGACUUGGAUGACGAAGGGGCCACUGGCUUUCAUGCUACGACUGAAGUUGAGUUCGCAGCUGCGUUUGAGGCUGCAUUGGCCCUGCCGGAAGCAGAGAAACUUGCUAUGAGACUAAGAGCGAGGAAGUCUGCACAACGAUUUUCUGGGGAGCAAUUUGAGCAGAAAUGGCUAAGCGAGAUGGAGAAGCUGGUUGACCUACAGAUAAAACGCACUGAGCGCACUGGUAACACAUAG
Molecule: messenger RNA, 1746 nt
Organism: Nannizzia gypsea CBS 118893
Lineage: Eukaryota; Fungi; Ascomycota; Eurotiomycetes; Onygenales; Arthrodermataceae
Product: alpha-1,2-mannosyltransferase alg-11
Exons: 3
Coding region: 1-1746 (581 amino acids)
Biological process (GO): protein N-linked glycosylation
Cellular component (GO): endoplasmic reticulum membrane
Molecular function (GO): GDP-Man:Man(3)GlcNAc(2)-PP-Dol alpha-1,2-mannosyltransferase activity
Source: RefSeq, a predicted model, not a curated record